GUCCGCGAUCUGAUUGAGCAUGGAGCAUCCGCGGACGAGCCCAUCGGUGAGCUACAGCGUACAGCACUUCAUCAGGGAGCCCAUCUCAACCGUGUCGCAUGCUUGAACGUGCUCCUGCAGCAUGGUGCAUGUAUAGCGGCUGAAGAUGCCAAAGGCGACACGCCUCUCCACCUUGCAGCUUGGGCAGGCCAUUGCGAGGCGUUGGAGGUCCUACUGAAUCAGGGAGCAGACAUUGAUUCCCUAAGCGGCAGGGACGGGUACAGCGCCCUAUGGUGCGCUAUCAGCGCCUAUCACAUCGAUGCCGUUCGCUUACUCUUGAAGCACGGUGCAAGGGUAAGCCUGCGUUCAGCGUCAGGUAACGGUCUUCUACCAUUACACCAAGCGGCCGUCACGGGCCAAAGCGCGAUGUGCCGAUUGAUACUCGAAUACGGAGCGCAAGUUGGCAGCUUGGACGAUGAUCAUAAUACGCCGCUCCACUACGCU
Molecule: messenger RNA, 483 nt
Organism: Baudoinia panamericana UAMH 10762
Lineage: Eukaryota; Fungi; Ascomycota; Dothideomycetes; Mycosphaerellales; Teratosphaeriaceae
Exons: 1
Cellular component (GO): cytoplasm; nucleus
Molecular function (GO): protein binding
Source: RefSeq, a predicted model, not a curated record